UUUGGACUUACUAUAAUUUAAUAAGACAAAAAGUGUCCCACUACGCAUACCAGUAAUUAAAUUACUGAACUGGUUGAGCAAAUCCAAAUCAAUAGCUUCUUCAUUCCUUACUGAAAUGGAGAUUUAUCAGUUCUUUAACUAUGUUGCAUUAAUCUUUCUCUCCAUCUUUCUUCUACUGAUAAGGAAAUGGAAAGCCCAAAAGCUAAAACUGCCUCCAGGUCCAUGGAAACUACCUUUUAUUGGAAGCCUACACCACUUAGCAUUGGCAGGUCCACUUCCUCACCAUGGCCUAACAAAUUUAGCAAAACGCUAUGGUCCUCUCAUGCACUUACAGCUAGGAGAAGUUCUUAUGAUUGUCAUUUCAUCGCCUCGAAUGGCGAAGGAAGUACUAAAAACUCACGACCUCAUUUUCGCAACGAGGCCUAAACUCACUUAUGCUGACAUCGUUCAUUACAAUAGUACAGACGUAGUAUUUUCUCCGUAUGGUGCAUAUUGGAGGCAGAUCCGUAAAAUUUGUGUACUAGAACUCUUGAGUGCCAAGAUGGUUAACAACUUUGUUAGCUCGAUUUGUCAAGAUGAGUUGUUGAAUAUGAUUUCAUCGAUAAGAUUCAAGUCCGAUCUUCCUGUCAACCUUACGGAAAAAAUCAUUUGGUUUACUAGUUCGGUAACUUGUAGAUCAGCUUUAGGGAAGAUAUGCAAUGAGCACCAGGAAAAGUUGAUAUAUCUUAUGAAGGAAAUAUUAUCAUUGUCAAUUGCAGUUAAUCUUGCUGAUUUUUUUCCAAAAUGGAAAUUCCUUCAUGACCUUGGUGGUUCAAAAUCUAGACUGUUGAAGGUACAUGGUAAGGUUGAUGAAAUCUUGGAAUAUGUAGUGAAUGAGCACAAAUUGAAUCGAGCUAAUGGCAAAAAGGGUAAUGGUGAAUUUGGAAGCGAAGACCUGAUUGAUGUUAUGCUAAGAGUUAGAGAAAGCAGAGAACAGCAACUUCCCAUCACUGAUGAGAAUAUCAAGGCAAUAAUACUCGACAUGUUCUCGGCCGGGUCUGAAACAACAACGACAACUAUAAAUUGGGCAUUUGCUGAAAUGAUGAAGAACCCCAAUGUCUUAGCAAAGGCACAAGCUGAAGUAAGACAAUCCUUGAAGGGAAAGAAAGAUUUUCAACAGAUUGAUCUUGAUGAGUUAAAGUACCUGAAGUUAGUAAUCAAAGAAACUUUACGAAUGCACCCUCCUGUACCUUUAUUUGUACCUAGAGAAUGCAUGGAGGAAACAAAGAUUGAUGGCUACAAUAUACCUCUUAAAGCCAGAGUCUUAGUAAAUGCAUGGGCAAUAGGAAGAGAUCCUGAAAGUUGGGAUGACCCUGAAAGUUUUUGCCCAGAAAGAUUCGAGAAUAGUCCUGUUGACUUUACUGGAAAUCAUCAUCAGUUUAUUCCGUUUAGUUCAGGAAGAAGGAUGUGUCCAGGAAUGUUAUUUGGUUUGGCCAAUGUUGGACAACUUUUGGCACAAUUACUUUAUCACUUCGACUGGAAACUACCUAAUGGACAAAGUCAUCAAAGUCUUGACAUGACUGAAUCACCCGGAGUUUCUGCAACAAGAAAAGAUGAUCUUAUUUUGAUUGCCACUCCUUAUGAUUCAUGAGUUCAUAGAGACAGUAGAAGGAAUAAAAGUGGCACAUUAGAAAAAAAACAUGAUAUUAAAUGGGUAUUGCUUUGAGGUGUUUUUGAUUGGAGAACAUUGAAACCUCAACAAUUGUUGUAUUUUCUAGAGUUGGUUUAUAUAUGCUCCACUUUGUAUGCUUUAAGAUGUACUCUGUACAUGUUUGGGAUAUGUAUUUGAAUUCUUGAAACAAUUAACUUCUAUUAAAUUUCAGUUUACCAUUUUUAA
Molecule: messenger RNA, 1876 nt
Organism: Lycium barbarum (goji berry)
Lineage: Eukaryota; Viridiplantae; Streptophyta; Magnoliopsida; Solanales; Solanaceae
Product: premnaspirodiene oxygenase-like
Exons: 2
Coding region: 116-1630 (504 amino acids)
Molecular function (GO): iron ion binding; oxidoreductase activity, acting on paired donors, with incorporation or reduction of molecular oxygen; heme binding
Source: RefSeq, a predicted model, not a curated record